UACGUUUAAUAGGUUCUUGCGUGUUCACAUGUAAUGAGUUGAUGGGUGAAAGGUGUUGCUUUAUAAUUUGAAACUGUUUGUUUAAAUUACAGUAUUUUUUAAGAAAACAAAAUGAGAAUUGAAAAGUGUUAUUUCUGCUCCGGACCCGUAUAUCCUGGUCACGGAAUUCAGUUUGUAAGAAACGACAACAAGAUUUUCAGAUUUUGUCGAUCAAAAUGCCACAAAGCAUUUAAAAAGAAGCGUAACCCAAGAAAGGUACGAUGGACCAAGGCUUUUCGAAAAUCAACUGGCAAAGAACUGGCUGUGGAUAAUUCAUUUGAAUUUGAGAAAAGGAGAAAUGUACCUGUGAAGUAUGAUCGUGAAUUAUGGAAGAAGACAAUUAAAGCAAUGGCCCGCGUUGAAGAGAUUAAGAAGAGGAGACAGGACCAACACAUCAUUAACAGACUCAAAAAAGGAAAGGAACUACGGAAGGAGAGAGAUAUCAAGGAAGUCAAGAAAAACAUUCAUAUUAUCAAACCUCCAGCAUCCAAACUCAAGGAUUCAGAGAAACUUGUGCAAGUGGUGGCUGAGGACGAUGUGGAGAUGAAGGAGGAAGCAGAAUGAAUGUAACAGCCAAUUAGUAAACAGAUGGAACAAGAACAUUGAAUAGAAUGGAUGUAUAUAAUAUUUAUCA
Molecule: messenger RNA, 673 nt
Organism: Anneissia japonica
Lineage: Eukaryota; Metazoa; Echinodermata; Crinoidea; Comatulida; Comatulidae
Product: probable ribosome biogenesis protein RLP24
Exons: 5
Coding region: 112-603 (163 amino acids)
Biological process (GO): ribosomal large subunit biogenesis
Cellular component (GO): nucleolus
Source: RefSeq, a predicted model, not a curated record